UAUGGCAUCUAUCAAUUAUUUAACCUUAAGACCAGAAUAAGCUUAUAAAAUUUAUGAUGGUACAUUAAAUCCAUGAAUAAAUUUAGAUUACGUUAAAGAAGGAAAGAAUAAUGAUGCUUUAUUGAUUCUAUUUCGAUAUUUAUCAAGUUUUGGGUAACGAACCAGAAAAACUACAAAUUCCUAUUAAGAUUAAGGAGAUGUGAGUGUGGCAAGCAAUAUAUAAUAUCUUUAUAAAUUGAUGGUAAAUUUAUUAAAGAAUUCUUCAGCAAGCUUAUAUUGAUUUAAGAUUAUUUGUUGGAGUCAAUUAACCUGAUGAAUAGAAUUAAUUAAAGGAAGUGUUUAAAGCUUAUAGACAAAUGACAUAACACAAUCACUUGGAUGCUUUUUCUGACAUUUUGAAAGAAUAUUUAAUUAAAGUAGAGAAGAUUUUUAGUGACAAAGUUAAAUAAUAUGAUGUAGAAGAAGUAUUAAAUAUUUUAAUACUUUUAGCUUAAAAAAUUACCAUUUGUUGGACAAUUAUCAUAUGAAGAGCCUGCUGAGGAAUUAUUAUAUCUAUCAUUUGAUCCUGAAGCUAAGUAAUAGAAAGAUCAAUAAAAAUCAUGUUUAAGAUUAUUGUGGGAAACAUAUAGAACAGUUAUGGAGAAUGUUAAAUGGAAUGAGAAAUUAGAAGAUGUUUAUUUUGAAAUUUUAAAGAAAGUGAGUGAAUUUUGUUUGAAAUAUAAACGUAAAGCUGAAUUUUAAUGGUUUUGUGAUUAAACAAAUAGGUUAUUUAUAAAUUUAAUGUAGAUUUGUAUUAGAUUUAAAUGAAAGAGAAUUAGAUAUCAAACGAAAUCCAACUCAUGUAGAUUUAACAAAACCAGCUACAAAUGAUAAACAUGUGAAUGCUAUUUUUGAUAUUGUUAAAACAGCUAUGGCUUUAGAUAUGCAAUCAGAAGCUUCAAAAACUUUAGAAACUGUUAAAGUACUUAAGUCAAUGAGAAGAGGUAAUUUCAAAGCUUCAUAUUUAAUGCUCUAUUAUGAUUUACUAUCUUAAAUAUUUUAGAAAUCUGGUAAUAGUUUAUUUUAAGCUUUUGCUUAUUAUAAUCAUUAUUUGGCAUUUAAAAAGAAACCAGUUUAAACAUAAGAAGAAAUUAAAAGUAAGAAUGCUGAAAUUAAUCAAAAAUUAUCUCAUUUAGUGUUGUCUGUUUUAGUUAUACCUUUAUUAUCUGCUGAUUACAAUUAAAGAGAUAAAACAACAUCAUUAUUUGAAAAAGGAACUAAAAUACCUACAAGAGAUGAUUUAUUAAAAAUUUUAGGAGAGAUGAAUGCUGUCAAAUUUGUUUAACCAAUAAUUUAAAAGGUUUAUUUAUUAUUGGAAAAUCAAUAAGAUUUAUUAACAGUUUCAGAUUAAGCAAAUUAAGUAUUUAAUGAAUUGAGAUAAAAUGAAAAAUAUUAAUUAUUUAUUCCUUUACUUGAAGAAAAUCUUGUUGGAUAAGUAUUAAAGAGUAUCUCUAGAAUAUAUAGAACUAUUAAAUUAGAUCAAUUAAAAGACUUAUUGAAAUUUACAAAUUCAGAAACAAUAUUCUAAACUCUUAUAUAUUCUAAUUCAAAUAAAUUUAUAAGUUGCAAAGUUGAUUUCUAAUCAUAAAUUGUAUCAUUCAAUUCAAAUCAAAUAUCUAAUGAUCAAUAAAUAUUGCCAACAAUAUUAUUAAACUUGUAACCUUAAAGAGCAAUUCAAGAUCCAAUUGAAUAAGCAAAAAAACAACUUGAUUCUUCCAAUCUUGUUAUUUUAACUAGAUAAUAGACUUUAAAAAAUUUGAAUAGAUUAGCAGAUCCUGAUCUUAUUAAAAAGAAAGUAGAGGAGGAUAAUCAAAAAGUUAUAUAGGAAAUGAAGGAGUAAAGAAGAUAAGAUGAGGAAAGAAAGAAAUUUGAAUAAGAAAGAAUAGCUGAGAUGGAAGCAAAGAAGGCUAAAGAAUUAGCAAUUAGAUAAAAGCUAUUAUAAGAUAUAAUUAAAUUAAAAGGAGGUAAAUAUGUUACAUUUGAAAUCAAUGGAGAAAGAAAAAAGAUUGAAUUAUUAAAGGAUUAUCAUUUGUUAAAUAUAGAUACAGGAAUAUUAUAGGAUAUCAAAAAGAAAUUUGAAGAAGAAGCAAAGAAAGGAGCUGAUGACAAAUAUUUAAGAACCUAUAAAAAGAAUGAUUAUAUUGAAAGAGAAAGAGCUAUUAUGGAAUCAAAGAUUAUAACUAGUUGGCCUGAAGAUAAUAUUGAAGAAGCAUAAAAAAAACAUGAAUAAUAAUAUUAAGCAAAUCUAAAAUUAAAAGAAAGCUUAACUGAUGCAUUUAAAUAUCAUGAUGAAAUUAUGACUGGUAAAAGAUAAUAGAAGGAAAAUGAACUUUAAGAAAAGAUUGAAUAAUUUAAAUCAGAAUUAACUUAGAAAUACAAAAAAAUAAUAGUAGACAGAGCAUAUUAAUUAUUAAAAUAAGAUGAGGAAAAAAAAUUAAGAGAGGAGGAAGCAAGAAAGAAAGAAUAAGAAGAAAAGGAAAAAAAAUUAAAAGCACAAUAAGCUGAAAAAUAACCAGUUUUUGAAAAUAAAUUUGCAAGAAGUUCUCAAACAUCAUAAUAAUAAUCAUCAUAAUAAUAACCUAUAUAAUAAGUAACUUAAUAAUCAUAACCAUAAACAUAAACAUAAAUUGAAAGAAACUUUGGUGGAUUUAGUAACUCUAAACCUUAAAAUGAAGUAUAAUAGAGCAAACCUGUUUAGCAAUUUUCAAGAAGCACUGCAUCAUCUGGAUAAUAAUAACCACAAGAACAACCCUAAUAAUAAUAAUAACCAUACUAAUAGCAAAGACAAACUUAGUAGUAGACCAAUCAAGCAUAAAAAUUUUAGAGAAAUAAAUGAU
Messenger RNA from Paramecium pentaurelia, 2876 nucleotides. The record is from the annotation of a GenBank genome assembly. NCBI's taxonomy places the organism in Eukaryota, Ciliophora, Oligohymenophorea, Peniculida, Parameciidae.